This is a messenger RNA of Striga hermonthica, 372 nucleotides long. The record is from the annotation of a GenBank genome assembly. NCBI's taxonomy places the organism in Eukaryota, Viridiplantae, Streptophyta, Magnoliopsida, Lamiales, Orobanchaceae.
AUGAAGCCAAGCAUAUUCUCAAAAUCCCUUUACACAGAACUGAUCAUCCUGAUAUGUGAAAAUGGCUACCAGACAAAAAAGACGGGCUUUCUCGUUUGCCGUGAGAGCCCGCAAGAAGCCGUGGGGUCCAGUGGGCAGGCUGUGACUGGUAUUGGUAUCCCUUUGUCUGGGGCUCUUUGGUUUCUCCUUAAAUGUCUGGUUUCAAGUCCAGCUGGUAGGGUCACAGCAACAGCCGUGACUUACUCGUAUAGUAGGUACGCGGUUGACAUUGGAGUGAGGUCUGAUAAGGUCGAGGUGAAGGUUGAGGACAUAGUGUCGUUUUUGCGUGGCCACAAGAUGAAGAGCCUGAAAGCAGUAGAAGUUGUAAGAUGA